Molecule: messenger RNA, 1656 nt
Organism: Entamoeba nuttalli P19
Lineage: Eukaryota; Evosea; Mastigamoebida; Endamoebidae
Exons: 1
Coding region: 1-1656 (551 amino acids)
Source: RefSeq, a predicted model, not a curated record
AUGAAAGAAGUAAAAUUAUUUAUUGAUAAUGUUUGUAAUGUAGAAUUUAUUCAAAACUUAAAUGAUUUAUAUUCAGAGUCUGGAUUUACAACAUUACCAUUUGAUAGUAGUUUUUUUAUUGGUUUAUUGGAUUUAGGAGGAAAAGAAUUAUUAAAGAAGUUAAUAUUAAAUUGUUUUUAUCAUUUUAACUCAAUAUUCUCUUCUUUUCAUAAUGAAAUUAUUCAGUCACUUCCUUUAAUUAUUUCUAAAGGUUAUUUUGAUUUUCUUAUUGAUAUUACUAUUAUGCAACCAGAAAAAAUGGUUGAUUCUGCUAUUAAUCAAAUAAUAACAACUUCUGACAAGUUUGGACAAGACCAAUAUACUAAGGUUGCUUGUGUUUUAUCUAAAGUUAAUUACCCAGCUGGUGUUUGUUCCUACUUUAAACAAUCUGACCCUUUUCUAUUAUCAAAUAUUAGCAUUAUCACUCAAUUAUUACCAAUUAGACAACACCAAACAAUGUCUUUUGUUAAAAUAUUUCUUCGACACUUUUUAAACAAAGCAACACUAUCACCUGAAAUCUUUCAAUCAUCUGCUCACCAAGAUUUUUUUAUUAAAAUUAUUAAUAGCCAAUACCAUUUUAAGGCUUUUUGUUUUUUACAUUCACUAAUACAACAACAGCCGUUAUUAAGAAAAACAUCUCCUUUUGAUGAAUUUUUUAAAUUGAUUUUCUUACAAUAUCCACCUAGAAUUGUUCAAUCAUUAAAAAGACACUUUGCGGAUCUAUGUAAAGAGCCAUUAGAAGAGGGUGUUUCUUUUAUUGAUUUAAACACUUCUUCUAAACCAACAAUUCGAUGUUUUAAAUGUUUGGAAUGUUUUACAUCUAUUUCUUCAGUUAUCCGACAUUGGAAAGUAUGUCAAAAUCCAACAUUUGAUGGGAUUAGAAUACAGCCAACAAGUGUUUUUGAAGAUAAAUGGAAUAUAGUUAAAAGCAUAUUCUUUAAUUCUAAAGUUAUUAAAGACUUAUUUGUAAAAGAACAAAAUUCAACUAAUGAAUUAGAACUUAUGAAUAAAUGGGUUUCAUUAUGUGAUUUACAGAAAGUGUUAGUAAAGGACAAAUUUGUUAAAAGUGAUUGGGAGAAAUCAGAUGUUUGUACAUUCCAUCGAGAACAUAUGACAAUGCCAUGUGAUGAUUUUAAUAUAUUUGAACGAUUAAAUGAAAAAGAAAAACAUAACACUUAUGUAAAAGAUGUAUAUAAUGAUGUUAAUGAUGAAGACAAUAGUAUUGAAGAAAUAUCUGUUGAUGAUAUUCCAGUAUUUUUACAAGGAUGUGUUAUGAAAAAAAAAGGAGGUGAUGCUCUUGAGAUGUUUGUAACAAAUGAGAUUGAAGAAGAUCAACAAGCAAUUGAAGAUGCUAUAACACGUGAAGAAGAUGAAGUUACUUUUCAAAUACAAAUGGCUAGGGAUAGAGAAAUGCGUGGUGAUACACAACCGAUUCAGAAUACAAAUAAGAAUCAAUGUAAUGACAAAUCUAUGGAAAUUGAGAGUAUUGAAAUAGGAGAUGAUACAACAAAUGAUAACCCUUCAUCAAUGGACCCUGUUUCAAUACAUCCAAAAAAGACUACAUUUACAAUGAGUGAAAUAUCAAUAGAUGAUGUUCCGUCUGAGUCUAAUAGAUAA